Molecule: messenger RNA, 417 nt
Organism: Colletotrichum tamarilloi
Lineage: Eukaryota; Fungi; Ascomycota; Sordariomycetes; Glomerellales; Glomerellaceae
Product: peptidase M16 inactive domain-containing protein
Exons: 3
Coding region: 1-417 (138 amino acids)
Biological process (GO): peptide catabolic process
Cellular component (GO): cytosol; mitochondrion
Molecular function (GO): metalloendopeptidase activity; metal ion binding
Source: RefSeq, a predicted model, not a curated record
AUGCUUCUUCUCCAGAUUACACAUCAGCCGGCGUUCCACCAACAUAGAACCAAGGAGCAGUUGGGACAUCUGGUCGGCAACUCUUUCUUGAGCUUUCCUACCAUGUGUGGUCCUGGUUUCUACAUCCAGAGCGAGAAGACAUCUGCUUACCUCGAGACGAGAAUCGAGGCGUUCUUGAGCCAGUUCUCUCAUGACCUGGAUUCUAUAAAUCUCAAAGAGGAGAGUGACAAGCACUUGGGUCAGAUUGAAAGCGGGCACUAUGACUUUUUGAAAGACCAGGAGGACGCAGCGCGGAUCGAGACCUUGACCAAGGACGAGAUGGUCGAAUUCUACUGGCACUUCAUUCAUCCGGGCUCUCCGACGCGAGCAAAACUCUCGGUUCACCUUCUUGCCCGAGCGGCGAUGUCCAGGUGGUAA